UUAAAGGUGAAGUUUCAAAAGAAAAUUCAGCACACCCUACACCAUCAUAUAAGGCCAACAGAAUUGAAUUUAAAUCCAAGAUACAUGGUACUUUAGAAAAGAGAAGAUCAGCAGGAAUCAAAAGGUCUGGAAUCUCUGAAAAAACAUUCGAAGUAUGCAGUCUGAAGAGGAAAACAAAAUGAAUAACAUGGUUUCAGAAAUUGUGGUUGAGACCAUUGCAAAUGAAGGGGAUCCAGCUCCUCAACAACUCACCUCUAAGACACCCCAGAUAGAUGCACCAAAUUUACAGAAUAACCCAAAGAUUGGAGCUUUUGUUUUACCUACACCAAAUGUAACUCUCGAUUGCAAACAAGAAUUAGAAAUGAAAAGGCAGAAAAAUCUUAUUGGACAACUAAAGGCUGCUGAAUCACACAAUAAGAUACACAGUAUGCGUUUACGCUAUCGAAAAAUGAGAGCUGCAGAAAUAAAUCAUUUGAUAAUAUCUCAACCAACAGCCAGACAGGCUAUCCGACUAGAGGCACUUCUUCCACCAUGGCAAGAAAAAAUUCACUUCAAAGAUACCUUGGAUAAAUUGGAGCGAAAAAGAGUUGAAGAGAUCAUUAACGAUGAAGCAGGACUGACAAUAAAUCGAACUGUGUGAUCGGCAUUUAUAACCAUUGAUGGAGCAUCAAUUUUCCCUUUGUUACUCUUUAUAAAACUCAGAACAACUUGAUGCCACCUUAAGGACACAUAUAUAAACAAGAACCAGUACAGUGCACAAAUCUAUUCAUAAAAUAUAAUUAAGUAUCAAAGUUCAAAAUCGAUAGGAACUCUGAAACUUUAAUUGGAUAUAGUUCAUCUUUUAAAUAUGUACCAUUUGUUUGUUACCAUUUGUCUGAAGCUACUAAAAAUGAAAAGCCAGUGGAAUCAA
This is a messenger RNA of Chiloscyllium plagiosum (whitespotted bambooshark), 910 nucleotides long. Its product is annotated as protein LKAAEAR1-like. NCBI's taxonomy places the organism in Eukaryota, Metazoa, Chordata, Chondrichthyes, Orectolobiformes, Hemiscylliidae. The record is from RefSeq and is a predicted model, not a curated record.